AUGGUGCAGUUCAAAAUUCUGGGUCCGGGGAUUCAGCCGGCCAGUCAGACACCCGUUCAGACAGAGCUGCGUAUCAACGGCUCAGAUGAGGUGCUGGUCGUGCCAAUCGUCACCAGCACAAAGGUGCUUGAGCUCAAGCAGCACCUCUCCAUGAAGCUCGGAGUGGACCCCGAUUCUCUACAGUUUGCCACGAAAGCUGGAUGCUCUUGGAGGAUGCAGAUGGACCAUGAGGAGGUGAGAAGGAAGGUGAAUGUCAAGGGCAUUAAAUCGUUCAAGCCCGAGAGAACAAAGUAUGAGGAUCCGUUUCUCAUCAUUGGUGCUGGACAUAUCGGACUGCGACACGGCCUUUUCCUGCUACAGAACGACCACCCAAAUUUCGUCAUCGUUGAUCGCCGGAACAAGGUCGGCGGAACUUCCUGGAUUUCGCAGGCGAACAAGACCUCAAAGCUGCAAACCGAGCUUGGCACAUACCACCUGCAAUACGACUUUCAGAAUCCGGUACCAACUGACAUGGCAACCUGGCCCUCACGCGACGAGCUUCUGGAUCACUUUGCCAAGGUGUCGUCCGAAUAUGGACUGAUGCCGCACAUUCAGCUGGAAACGAACGUGAAAGCCAUCACCGUGAACGGGAACAGCUGUGCAAGCGGACCCUUGGAAGUCAGCCUGGAAGCAACACAGAACUACACGGGAGUCGUUCCUCCAGAGCCAACCGGGCGAGGUGUCAAGCAGCUGAGGGUCAGCAGCGUUUUCAUGUACCCAGGGAAUCUUUCCUUUCCUCGGCAAGAUACAUACCUCGGCGAGGACCUCUUUGGGGGCACGAUUGAAUAUGCGAUGUUCGAUACCAUCGAUUACGACCAGGCAGCCCGCGGAAAGGACGUCAUGAUCGCCGGUCAUGGAGCCUUUGGAGUGGAGAACAUUCGGACUUGCUGCGAGUUCUCUGCCAAGCGGAUCUACAUGGUUUGCCGCAGGACGAACCUGGCCUGUCCACGCGUUAGCUCUUGGUUCUGCAACCAGUCAGACCCCGCCGUCCCCGCCCCCCUCUUCCUCGAAAGCAUGGAGCCGGCAUACAAGCUUAUCGGCUACGACCCGUGGUCAUACCACUCCGUCACUUACAAUGCGGCCCGAACGACUGCACAAAUCAAUCAGAAAGCCAGAUUUGGCAUCGGCGACGUAUACUUCUUGGCCCUCAGCAUGGGCAAAUGUGAAGUGAUCGUCGAUGAGGUGAAGAGACUCUCGGAAGGGCGCGUUCACCUCCAGUCCGGCCGAGAGUUGUCUGUACAGACGAUUCUCAAAGUGUUCGGUUUCGUCGGAGACCAGGAGGUUGACCGCCUGCUGAAAAUCAAGAGCAUGUACGGCUACUGGGCCGAUGCAGAUAAUCGCCGCUUCACAGCGAGCGAGAAUCCGGGUGUCUAUGCCAGCAAUUUCGGUGGCACCAGCUUGUCCCCCGGUGCCAUAUUUUUUACAUUAAUGGCAAGUCACGUCAUGUGGUUUCCCAGGGACUGGCAGAGACUCGUUGAUUCGGCGCAGUUGCCCACGAACAAGAGAGAUGAUUCUAUUUCCAGACCAGCAUACGUGCUGGAUGCCAAGACAGCUCUGCCGAUCAGCUUCGUUGUGCCCACUCUGUGUCCAGGAAUAGGUGAAAUCGCAAUGCGGCACGGCGCUCUCAAGAAGCGGAAGCAGCUGGAGUGUCACCCUCUGGAGCGCUUUCUGGAGGAGUGCCAGCAGGAAUGGGACGAGUAUGCGAGAAAAUGGAAGGCGGACGACCCAUCUUUGAAGGAUCCUCCAGCCUACCCAUACUCUGUUGCAAUUGUAAAGGGGCUCCUAGCGAAACACGCGGCCCUUGUCUCUGAGCAGCCAAUGAGCUGA
Molecule: messenger RNA, 1866 nt
Organism: Symbiodinium sp. CCMP2592
Lineage: Eukaryota; Dinophyceae; Suessiales; Symbiodiniaceae
Source: the annotation of a GenBank genome assembly